UAAAAGUUAAAUUAGAAUUUUAACUAAUUUAAUAAAAUAUAUAUAUAUAUAUAUUUGAAAUUUUAAUAUAAAAUAAUAAAAUUUUGGCGAUAGGCUCCAUUUUCCGCCAUUAACGAUUGGAAUGGGAAGCAAAUCUCUUCCUGUGCUCAAAGGAGCUUCAUCAUUUUCAUCGUUAAAGCGCCGAAUCUUCAUCUCUAGCGGCUUGCAUUUGCCAUCUGUUUCUAACAUCAGAAUUCGAAAAUGUUUGACUGCUUCAGGCAUUAUGGCCUCUCUUCAACCUCCCGAUGUCCUCCGUUUAGCUGAAACAGCUCGAAUUUCUCUCACUCCCGGUGAGGUUGAAGAAUUGGCGCCUAAAAUUGGACAAGUUGUUGACUGGUUUGGGCAGCUCCAGACAGUUGAUCUUCAAAGUAUGGAACCUUUCAUUAGAGCAGAUAGUGGAGGUGGCAAUCAGCGGAAUGACGCUCCUGAAACAUUUGAAAACAGAGAGGCCAUGAUUCGCGCAGUUCCAGCCUUCGAUGAGCCGUAUAUCAAAGUUCCUAAAGUUCUCAAUAAGGAGUAGUUGCUAAGGUUAGCUCAUUCAUUAAUGCCAUGUUCUUCAACAUCUUAUGGAUUAGUUUUUCUAUAGGUUACUAAAUGAUAUUUGAAUUACAAUUCGAAUUAGUCAUCCAUUAAUCUCAAUCUUAGUUCAAUUCGU
Cucurbita maxima (winter squash) is the source of this 694-nucleotide messenger RNA. RefSeq names its product glutamyl-tRNA(Gln) amidotransferase subunit C, chloroplastic/mitochondrial-like. Gene Ontology annotation, biological process: regulation of translational fidelity; glutaminyl-tRNAGln biosynthesis via transamidation. The coding region runs from base 122 to 559 and encodes 145 amino acids. NCBI's taxonomy places the organism in Eukaryota, Viridiplantae, Streptophyta, Magnoliopsida, Cucurbitales, Cucurbitaceae. The record is from RefSeq and is a predicted model, not a curated record. Gene Ontology annotation, cellular component: chloroplast. The transcript is spliced from 5 exons. Gene Ontology annotation, molecular function: glutaminyl-tRNA synthase (glutamine-hydrolyzing) activity.